AGUGCCUCUCUCUAUCACAACACCCAAACCCCAGACUUUCAUCUUCCUUUACAAACCCAAACCCCAAACCACCUCUUCUUCUUCUGUCUUCCUUUUGUUCUCGACAUGAACCUGGAAGAGAAAGUCACCAUGGACUUGAUUAAUCAACCAUCUGAGCAUCUUUGCUAUGUCCGCUGCAACUUCUGCAGCACUGUUCUUGCGGUAAUAAUCACACACACACACACACAUAUAUAUAUGUCUCUACUAUAUAAUGAGAACCAGGCGGGAUGCUGCAGUGACUUCAGAAAGGGCCAAUCCUCAUCAUCAUCUUCACCAAUAUCAAGCGAGCCAUCAUCCCCCAAAGCUCCCUUUGUUGUCAAACCACCUGAGAAGAAACACAGACUUCCAUCUGCUUACAAUCGGUUCAUGAAAGAAGAGAUCCAGCGAAUCAAAGCAGCCAACCCAGAGAUCCCACAUCGAGAAGCUUUUAGUGCUGCAGCAAAAAAUUGGGCUAGGUACAUUCCUAGUCCGUCAGCUGGAUCAGAUUCUGGGAGCUGCAGCAGCACUAACAACAUUGAUGCUUUGAAGGGCUCAGAUUUUGCAGGAAUGAACAUCCUAGCCAUGUGCUGCCAAAACCCAAAAACGCCAUGACAUGGGAUGGGGAUGAUCACCACCUGAAUUUUGGGUUUUGCCUCUCUCACUCAGAUUGAUGCUUGCUUUGCUUCCCAUGGAGAUCAGCUGCCUACCUACCUACCACUACAUCAUCUCACUUCUUCAGCAUAUAUAUAUAUAUAUAUAAUAUGCAUGCGUGUAACUAAUUAGAAGUACUCGUUUAGUUCCUUCCUGUUAAUUAGAACGUGAGUUUGACUCCCUACGUACUUUUUUUUUUCUUUUUGUUUCUUAAUGAACUUAUUUUGCAUUUGAGUACU
Prunus avium (sweet cherry) is the source of this 908-nucleotide messenger RNA. The record is from RefSeq and is a predicted model, not a curated record. NCBI's taxonomy places the organism in Eukaryota, Viridiplantae, Streptophyta, Magnoliopsida, Rosales, Rosaceae.